UUCAACAGCACUGAUCGAAUAAAUAAUUCAUUGUUUGCAGCUGAGAAAUUGGGAGCACCAACCUCUCCACCGCCCUAUCUCUCGCUCUCUAACAUCUUUAAUAGUUUCAGUUCCAUCAGCAAUGGCGUUAGUUUUGCUUCAGGAGGAGCCGGCAUUCUCGAUGGCUCUUCAUCGAAACCUCUGCAAGAGUGUCUGUCAUUGAAUAAGCAAAUUGAGUACUAUUCAGCAGUCUAUGGAGAUAUUGUGCAGCAACUGGGAAACAAUGGAUCGCAAGUUUAUCUGUCUAAGUCUCUCUUCGCACUCGUGAUUGGGAGCAACGACAUUCUUGGCUAUUUCAAACCCAAUUCAAAGCUUCGUAGCCAAAUCUCACCGGAAAACUUCAUAGACAACCUCAUCCUCACUCUCAAAGGCCAAUUACAGAGAUUAUACAACCUGGGUGCGCGAAAAAUGGCAACGGUCGGAGUGGGGCCAAUUGGGUGCUGUCCUGCGCAGAGGAACCAGAACAACACUGGGAAUUGCAACCAAGAAACCAACUACUGGUCUCAAAAAUACAAUGAAGGGCUCCUCUCUCUCUUGCGAGGCAUGAAAGCACAGUAUCAGAACUUCCACUUUUCUUUCUUCCAUAAUUACGAUGCUGUUCUCGACUUCAUCGAAAACCCAGCAGCCCAUGGUUUCAAAGAGGUGAAGGCAGCUUGCUGUGGUCUUGGAAAAUUCAACGCUAAAGUGGCAUGUUUGCCCAUAUCCACCUAUUGUUCAAAUAGGAAAGACCAUGUGUUUUGGGACCUUUAUCAUCCAACGGAGACUGUUUCUCACAUGCUCACUGACGCCUUCUUUGAUGGUUCAGAGCCCCUCGUUACCCCCAUUAACAUCAGGCAACUGCUAGCCAUGUGAUACUGAUUUUUUUUUUUUUUUGGUGAUAUUUGUAUAAGGUGCCCACCUUAUUUGUAUAAGGUGCCCACCUUAUACUGUGCAAGUAAGACACACCAGUAAAUUUUGUUGGAAGAUAUAGUUCUAAUGUUAGCCAUU
Molecule: messenger RNA, 1026 nt
Organism: Amborella trichopoda
Lineage: Eukaryota; Viridiplantae; Streptophyta; Magnoliopsida; Amborellales; Amborellaceae
Source: RefSeq, a predicted model, not a curated record